GUUUUUUUUUACAUUACCAGGCAAUUCAUGCGAUGGCUGAACCUCUUGUUGAAUUGGAAAGUGUUGUUCUCCCUGGUGACGUAGUAUUGCGCCAAAACACGGAAAAGGUAUCCUGCAUUGGUCCGGGACUUGUUCUGCAAAACGAUGGCUCAGUCGUUUGUGAUAGAGCUGGCAUCUUCCGUCGUUUUGGAACCAUCACGUAUUACGUUGACUUUUUGCAAAAUGAGUAUGUUCCGUCGAAAGGAGAAUAUGUUCUCGGUGUGAUUCGGGGUAAAGCAGGAGAUGACUACUCCGUUGACAUCGGCGGAAGUUUUAAGGCAAACCUGUCGUACUUGGCAUUUGAGAGUGCAACGAAAAAGAAUCGACCAAACGUUGAGAUCGGGGAUGUUGUGUUCGGAAGACUUAUCAGUGCCUCUAGCGACUCUGAACCUGAAAUGGCGUGCAUUGACGCUGGUGGUAAAAAGAACUGCAUGGGCGUGUUACAAGGCGGCCACAUGUUUGCAACUGCAGUACAUACUAGUCGACGAUUGUUGCACUCAAAAUAUCCACUCCUGUCGUUAUUGGCGCAGAAGGGCAUCAAGUUUGAAGUUACAGUUGGAAUGAACGGCAGAGUGUGGAUAAAGGCGAGUUCUGCCCGCGAAGUACUUGCUGUGAAGCAGGCAAUCCUGGCUUCGGAAGAAUAUCCCGAUUACUUAAUUCAGGACAAUGUGGAAAACGCUGUUCAGUGGCUGUCCAAGAUGCCCUGUGUACCGCUCGAAGAUGAGGAAGUCACACCAGCGGAUGGCGAUGAGGAAAACCAGCAAUUUGAAGAAACAAAAGGAAGCGCUAUCGGUACCAGAGAUGAAGACAGCGAAGUUUCCAAGACCAAACAUCAUGGGAACCGGAACAACGGCAGUGGUCGACGAAAAUCGCGAAAAAAAUAG
Molecule: messenger RNA, 923 nt
Organism: Notodromas monacha
Lineage: Eukaryota; Metazoa; Arthropoda; Ostracoda; Podocopida; Cyprididae
Source: the annotation of a GenBank genome assembly